Molecule: messenger RNA, 900 nt
Organism: Rotaria sp. Silwood2
Lineage: Eukaryota; Metazoa; Rotifera; Eurotatoria; Philodinida; Philodinidae
Source: the annotation of a GenBank genome assembly
AUGUCUCGUACUCAACAAAAAUUACAAGCUAUGUCAGCUCAAGAAUUAUUAAUACAAGAAAAAAAACGAAUGAUCGAAGAAAAAAUGCGCUUCGAUAAUACAAAGAAAAAUAAUAAUGAUUCUGUUCAUCAAAAUAAUGUGAACAACAAUUCGGAGCAUCAAUCAGCUGGAAAUAAUAUUUUUAAAAAUGAUGGUUCAUUUCUUGAACAAUUUCGAAAAACUCAAGGACAAUCAUCAAUAUUAACAUCAUCGGAAAUAACAAAUCAGAAUAAUAAUAUACAACAAUCGUCAUCUGGUACAUCAGAAUAUCUUUCUACAAAUCCUCCACAACAAUUUGGACCACCUUGGUUUCCGCCUAGUUCUCAACCUCCAUCUAUGUUUGAUCAGCAUGGUCCACCAUCGUUUCCAAUACCUUCGUUACCAUUUAACCCACCUCCACUACCACCUCCUCCAUUUAAUACACAAUCAGCUUUUUUUCCAUCUUCACCAUCUACUUCGAAUAAUCCAUCUAAUUUUAUUCCGCCACCCUUUAUUCCACCACCACCUCCUCCUUCAACAACAUCAUUAACAUCACCGGAAUUUCUUUCAAAAAUGCUUCAAACACCACCUCCACCUUUACCAGUUUCUGCUCCUGUAAAUAAUCUAUCAACAACAAUAAACAAUAAUAAUAAUGUCAAUAAUGCAGAUCUCUAUGAUCCAUUAAAAGUAGAAGAUGACGAUGAAGAAGAUACGGAACAAAAAACAACGUCAACUCAAAAACCAACAAAUCGAACAUUCAAUAUAAAAAAAGAAUAUACAAUCAAAAUUGAACCGAAUCAAUUUACGUCAACAAAUACUAAUCGUAAGUAUUGUUCUAACCUAACAAAACAAAAAAUGAAAACUUUAAAAACAUUUCAUUAG